UAUACCAGUGGCGUAAACAGACUUUGACCAUAAAGAGUUUUAACUUCACUUCAUUGGGUACACCACUGGUUUAUGGAUGAAGGUCAUUAGUUUAGAUUUAUAUUUAUAGGUUAUGUAGACAUAAAUAAAUGCAAAGAUACCUACUCUGAAGAUCUGAAGUGUAUUAUUUAUUAAAUAAGAAUGGUUCGACAUAAAAAUAGAUAUAUUGUACUGGAAAUAAACGAAACAGGAAGAAACAAUACUUUGCAACUAAAACUUAAAGGCAUUUCCCUUCAGGAAGCGAUAUUAGAAAAAGUACAACAGUUACAUGGAGAUUUUGGUGUUGCAGCUGUACGAGCAGGGUUUACAGCGAAAUAUUUCAAUGAACACACUAGAGUUGGAUUUAUAAGAAGUCGAUGUGGUCCACAUAAGCUAGUUGCUAGUUCGAUCCCAUGCAUAAAGACUAUUGAGAAUAAAAAUGUAGUGGUGAACAUUUUAUAUGUAGGUGCUACUAUAAGGCAGUGUUUUAAUUUCCUUAAAAAUUAUCAGCAGAGAAAGUUCGAUGAAUACUGUGUCAAGUUGAAAACUGAUGAAGAAAAACUUGCCCUUAAAGAAGCGAUGUUGAAUUUUGAAAAUGUUUUAGCAAUAUUGUAGUUUGUUUUGUCGAUGUGUAUUAUUUUAUUAUAACACCAAUCUAUCUGUAUGUUAGGAAAUAAAUAUUUUAUUCAUUUAGUGAUAUUAGAAAUAUGUGAAACUACUUAUAUAUGACAUACAAAAAUACAACUACAUCAAUGAUGACUGGUGAAAAUAAAAGUGGUCAUAUUUUGUCGGUAUCGAAAAUAGUACAGAAUAUAAAAUUUUGAUAGUCUUCAUAUAAAUAGCAAGUAAAUAUGAAAAAUAUAGGUAAUAGUUAACAUUCAGCGGAACAUUUACAAACAUCAAACAGAAUGUGAUAUUUGUCAAACUGUUAUUUUUGGACAAAAUGAGGAAGUUAAUUAAUUUCAUAUACUUAUUUACCGCAUACUUUUUUUUAUUUACUAUCUAAGUAAGUAGUUAACGUAAAAGUUCGUUUUGGGGUUAAUUAUUUCUAAAAAUAAA
This is a messenger RNA of Anoplophora glabripennis (Asian longhorned beetle), 1077 nucleotides long. Its product is annotated as ribonuclease P/MRP protein subunit POP5-like. Gene Ontology annotation, biological process: tRNA 5'-leader removal. Gene Ontology annotation, cellular component: ribonuclease P complex. Gene Ontology annotation, molecular function: ribonuclease P RNA binding. The transcript is spliced from 2 exons. The record is from RefSeq and is a predicted model, not a curated record. Lineage: Eukaryota; Metazoa; Arthropoda; Insecta; Coleoptera; Cerambycidae. Bases 181 to 633 code for a protein of 150 amino acids.